Molecule: messenger RNA, 2654 nt
Organism: Limulus polyphemus (Atlantic horseshoe crab)
Lineage: Eukaryota; Metazoa; Arthropoda; Merostomata; Xiphosura; Limulidae
Product: CCR4-NOT transcription complex subunit 9-like
Exons: 9
Coding region: 112-1002 (296 amino acids)
Biological process (GO): negative regulation of translation; mRNA catabolic process
Cellular component (GO): CCR4-NOT complex; CCR4-NOT core complex; P-body
Source: RefSeq, a predicted model, not a curated record
GGGACUCAUAUUAGAUAAUCGUAAUCUUAGGCCUGGUUUGUAUUGAAAUUAACUUGAUAAAAACGUAGAAUUUGAUUAAUUUCAAAACUGUGGAUAUUUUUUAGGGAGAAGAUGAAUGUUCCACAGCAUUCCAAUAUUCCUCCAGUUGAUCGUGAAAAAAUUUAUCAGUGGAUAGUGGAACUGUCCAGUCCAGAAACACGAGAAAAUGCUUUGCUUGAGCUCAGCAAAAAACGUGAGGUUGUUCCAGAACUUGCAACUAUGUUAUGGCAUUCUUUUGGAACAAUAGCUGCUUUGCUUCAAGAAAUUAUAAACAUAUAUCCUGCCAUCAAUCCAUCUACAUUAACAGCACAGCAAUCCAACAGAGUCUGUAAUGCAUUAGCAUUACUGCAGUGUGUGGCAUCACAUCCAGAAACAAGAUCAGCUUUCUUGCAAGCUAACAUCCCUUUGUUUCUUUACCCAUUCUUACAUACUGUAAGUAAAACAAGACCAUUUGAAUAUUUGAGGUUAACUAGCUUGGGUGUUAUAGGUGCUUUGGUAAAGACUGAUGAACAAGAGGUAAUAAAUUUCUUGUUGACUACUGAGAUCAUACCUCUUUGCCUGCGAAUUAUGGAAUCAGGUAGCGAAUUGUCUAAAACUGUAGCUACGUUUAUUCUUCAAAAAAUUUUGUUGGACGACACUGGGCUUUCCUAUAUUUGUCAAACUUAUGAGAGAUUCUCACAUGUGGCAAUGAUUUUGGGAAAAAUGGUGUUGUCUCUAGCCAAAGAACAGUCGGCACGUUUACUGAAACAUGUUGUUCGUUGUUAUCUCCGGCUCUCUGAUAACCCACGUGCCCGUGAAGCUCUUAGACAGUGCUUGCCUGAUCAACUGAAGGAUACAACUUUUGCCAACUGUUUAAAGGAUGACAAAUCUACUAAACAUUGGCUGAGUCAGUUAUUAAAAAACCUGGAAACUGCAUCAGUUUCAGAUCCUCGUCUUCCCUAUCAGCCAACCCUGUCUCAAUAGCCACUAGGUCUGUGGACAUAUCAUUAAAAAAGAAAAAAAAGUGUACUAUUCAUUGACGUACAAAGUCACAUAAAUGAGAAAUAUCUGUAAUGUAAAAUAUUUUGGUGUCCUACAAAACUGGAUGGUUUUAUUUUAAGUAAAAUCUUUGUGUAUAUUUAAUUUUGUUUAAAAUUAAAAUAUCAUUUCCUUUGAUGUUUUUUUUUCUCAAGUACAUGACUGUGACUUCUGAAAACCUAGUGUUGCCUUCUAGAUAUUCCUGUGAAUUUUAUUUUUAAACAGAACUUAAGAAUGUGUAACUAAAUGAAUAAGAGAGCCAUUGUAAGAGGAAAUUGAAUCUAAAAGUUUUUUUGUUUUUUAAAACCUAAUUUUAUGUAACCAUGGGUGUUUUUAUGAGUAUUCUGAAUUUUUGUUGUUCAUGUAUGUGUUAUGCAAGAUAGAAAGACAUGAGAGGUGAAAUCAUAUGUUUCUAGUUAGAUAAAUGAGUUUGACGAGUAUUAAGAUUCAAAUACAUACUUAUUCUACAGAAUAUUAUUAAUUCUGAAGGUUCUUUGCCACAGGUUAUAUUAAAUGCAUGUAGAAAAUAUAUAUAGUGGAGCCACCUUACGUAAAGCCCAGGUGGUGAGAUCACCAAUUAAAGAAUUAUGCUAAUAUUGCUUUUUGAUAAACACUUAGUUUUAAAACAUGUAAACUCAAAUUUGAAAUGUUGUGAUCAUUAUGUAAUCAAUACGAUUUAAUUAAUUUGUAAAUUACUUUUGUGUGUGUUUGUGUAUAUUUGUAUGUACAAACUUCAGUAAUAUUUUGAAUAUUGGUAAUUUUCAUUCACUUGGUCAUUCUCACUACUGCUCAAUUUAUAAGUCCAAAUACAUCUCUAAAAAUAAUUAACUGCAAAAACAAGAUUACCCCCAAAAAAUGAUUCAAAGUAUUUGACUAUAUAAUUCAGAAACUGGAAGAAAGGCUUUCCAAUACAUUCAGUAUUGAUAUUCAUGACUUAGAGUUUAGGCUUUGAAAACCUAAAUGUUUUGAUUUUGUGUAAUAAAAUAAAUUGAAAAUUUUGAAACUGUUAUUUUAUGAUAAUAUAAAACAUGAUUAGAAUCUAAAUCUACAAAUUAGGCUGUUACCUUAAUGUUUUCACAUUCAGAAGUAACUUAUAACAAAAAAUUCCAAUGUUGUAAGAUUCUAUGAAAUGAUUGCUGACAAUAAUUGUUUUAUAGUUAUUAAGUGUAUUUGGAAAAGCACAAGUUUAACAAAUAAAAAAAAAUAAUUAAGUAGAAAAGACAAGUUGUAUUGUUUCAAGAUAAACCUUAAUUUCUAAUAAGAUAUCUAUAUUAGAACAUUUUGCCAUGAAUUACACUGUAUAUGUAUACAUAACUAUGUCUACCUAUUUCAAGAAAUUAAAAUUUUGUGUUUUAUUAGCACCCAAAGUAGUAUCUAAAGGUUAAGGAUUUCAAAUUGAAUUCUUAUUUGAGUAACCUAUGAACGUUCUACAAUUUUAUGGAUCAUCUAACUUAAGUAUCUCUUGUAUAAACACAAGACUGUAUACAUAGAAUGAAUAACAAAGUGUUUUAACAAGGCAGAAGUUUUUAAUUGUUGUUGUUCUGAAACUUAAUGUUUCUGAUGGUAACUCCAAGAAAUAAAUUUUUUAUGAUAUAUUU